GCCUGAUUGGAGUCACUCCUCACACAUCUUUUAAUUUUUGUAUGCCUGCUAUUCUAAAUCUGGAUCAAGUUGUUGUACUACUACCCUUUAAACGCAUUUUAGUUUAGGUGAAGUUUCAUGCAGUCUGCUUCUGUAAAUGGGGACACUGAGAGGAGAGUGAGCAAACGAGAUAGUAUCGGGUCACAUCGAAGUCGCUUCACGCCUGGGGCGGAAACGAAGUAACUUUUCACACCUUCCACCCCCUCCGCUGGAGGGAGCGCGUUUCCAUGGGCAGUCGGCUUCAAUGAAAGCAAAGGAACACACAAACCCUUAGUAAGGAGAGCAGACAGGCUCUUCGAGAAACCACGGUAUUCCUGACCGAAAUACUCGUCUUUGUCACACAUUUCGCCGUUUAUUGUCCUUUCUAAUACAGUGAAAUAAGACUAUGGAUCGAUAAUCGCCUUUGAAAUCCAGAACUUCAUGGGAUAUUCGCGCUGAUGAUACAGAAGAUUCCCGAGAACUCCGAAGGAAGACGAGGAACGAAAGAAAGGGGAUAAACAAAAAAAAAGUCAGCUGGCGGGUGAAAGCGGCGAGAACCCCGUUCUGGAGGGGCAUCCGAGGACCCCCUGCGCUGGAUGACCGCUGCUCGCUUCUCCCCGGCGGUCUGCAAUGGGGGAGACUAAAGUUAUUUACCAUCUCGACGACCAGGAAACUCCAUACCUGGUCAAACUGCCCAUCCCUGCCGAGAGGGUCACCCUUUUGGACUUGAAAAAUGCUCUCAAUAAACCCAGCUACAAGUUUUUCUUUAAAUCUAUGGACGAUGACUUUGGGGUGGUCAAGGAGGAAAUCACAGACGACAAUGCAAAGCUUCCCUGUUAUAACGGCCGUGUGAUUUGCUGGUUGGUGUCAUCAGAUGGGUCCCACUCUGAUGGAUGUUCAGUGGCUGAGAGUCAGUCGGAGCGGCCGCCGUCUCACGAGAGAAGCCAAGGCAUUGGAGAUUCCAGACCCCCAUCCUUCCAUCCGAAGGCUGCAGGCAGCCGGCAUGGAGUGGAUGACACUGAUACUGAUUCGGUGGUGUCACACAGGAGGGAGAGAUCAGACCGAUCACGCAGGAAACACUCACAUGAUCACUCGGGAGGAAGGUCGAAUGGCUACUCUCGUGGAGGCAGAGCAAUGGAUCUGGGGGGUUUUGACAUCUGUGACAGCCGUUCUUCCCUCAUGAGCAGUGAACUGGAAUCAAGCAGCUGUUUUGACUCGGAUGACGGCUCCACCAGCCGUUUUAGCAGUGUUACAGAGCAAAGUGGAUCAUCCCGGCUAAUGAGAAGACCUCGCCGGCGGAGACGCAAACCCAAAACCCAACAAAUGGAGAGGUCUUCAUCUUUCAGCAGCAUCACUGACUCUACCAUGUCACUGAAUAUCAUCACUGUCAUUUUAAAUAUGGAGAAGUAUAACUUCCUGGGCAUCAGUAUUGUGGGUCAGAGUAAUGAGCGGGGUGAUGGAGGCAUCUACAUCGGAUCCAUAAUGAAGGGCGGAGCCGUGGCAGCUGACGGACGCAUCGAGCCUGGUGACAUGCUGCUGCAGGUGAAUGACAUCAACUUUGAGAACAUGUGCAAUGAUGAUGCUGUACGUGUGCUGAGGGAGAUCGUGCACAAGCCUGGACCUGUCUCGCUUACUGUGGCUAAAUGCUGGGACCCAAACCCGAACGGCUGCUUUGCUUUACCCAGGAGUGAGCCCAUUCGGCCCAUUGACCCUGCAGCCUGGGUGUCCCAUACGGCAGCCAUGACGGGUGUCUACCCCCCCUAUGGCAUGAGCCCUUCCAUGAGCACUGUCACCUCCACCAGCUCCUCCAUUUCCAGCUCCAUCCCAGAGACUGAAAGAUUUGAUGACUACCACCUGUCCAUCCACAGCGACAUGGCAACAGUUGCAAAAGCAAUGGCCUGUUCAGACUCAGGACUGGAAGUUCGAGACAGGAUGUGGCUGAAGAUCACUAUAGCCAAUGCUUUCAUAGGCUCGGAUGUGGUCGACUGGCUGUUUCAUCAUGUGGAAGGGUUUACAGAUCGCCGUGAAGCACGCAAGUAUGCCAGCAACCUUCUGAAGGCUGGAUUCAUCCGCCACACUGUCAACAAAAUCACCUUCUCUGAACAGUGUUACUACAUUUUUGGAGACCUUUCUGGCAAUAUGGCCCAUCUCUCACUGCAUGACCAUGAUGGGUCGAGCGGAGCGUCUGAUCAGGACACUCUCGCUCCAUUACUGCACCUCAAUGAAGCUCCCUGGCCCACAGCAUUCCCUUACCAGUACCCCACAGCCCAUUCCCACCCGGAGCCAGUGCACUGCUACUCUGAAGCAGGUGGAGGCAGCGCAGGCAGCCAGCACAGUGAAGGGAGCAGCGGUUCGAACUGCAGUUGGAGCCGGACUGAGGGGAAAACGGCAGCUGGAGAUUUCAGGUUGGGAGGGGGCAGCGAGAUGGGCGACGCACUCGAGUUUGACUUCCGUAGAGAACGAGCGCCAAGCGAGCGCUCUGCGGCGCCACCCAGUGAGGGCAGUGUACGGAGCUCACGAUCUCACAGCUACAGCCUGAAGCAGGGAUCAGCACAAGGGGCCCCGAUGUCCCCGUCCGGCCGCCAUCUCGCCAACAUUCCCCCCAAACUCACCGGCUCGCGCCGCUCAUGCAACACUGCCAAUGGGGAGUUCUUCGUCGACAUCAUGUAACUGCGUGACUGUUUAGAGCAGAAGUGCCCAAAAAAAAUCUUUGCCUUAUGGAUUACAUAAACCGUGGCCUAAUAGUGCAAGCAAUUAGAAUUAAGAUUAGUACUGACUGAGAGAUCAGUAGCUUGUGAGCCCCAACAUUGUCUUAGAAAUUAGAAUACUUAAAGCAUAAGCAACAUCAGUUUUUGCAUCCUGUCAUUCAAAAUUCUGUCAUCAUUUACUUACCCUCAUGUUGUUCUGUAUGACUUUCUUUGUCCCGUGGAACAAAAGGAGAUCUUCGGCCCUCUGUUCCUCUCUAUCAUCAUUCACUUUUAAUUUUUUCAAUGAAAGUGAAUGGUGACUGAGGCUGUCAUUCUGCCAAACAUCUUUUGUGUCGUCAUAUGGGUUUGCAACAACAUGGGGGUGAGUAAAUGACAGAAUUGAUUUUGGAUAAACAGUCCCUUUAUAUGAAAUGUUAAGCAAAAUCUCCACAAAAUAGAAAUGUAUUGUUGGAGAAAAUGGAAAGAUAUCCUCUAAUUGAGAAAAAGGAGACAUUGAGGAAAUAGCAAUAAUUCAAUAGGAUUUAGUCAAAAACACUAUAUGGGGGUGAGGAUUCAAGGUGAAUGUAGUCCAACCAAGGACAUAAAUGUUAAAUUUUGAAGAGAAGAUUGUGUUGUACUCUGCCCUGUUUUAAUGCAUAGUAUUUCUUAACUUUUAUCUUUUUUUUUGCCAUUUCUACAUUUUUACUUUCACAGUAAAUUUCUUAUGCAGGUACUUCAUUAUUCAAGGAAAUUGUUUUUUACUGAGAAUCUAUUUUUCAGUGUUUGUCAGCAAUAUUGUAUUGGGAGACUUUUUGAAGUACCAUGUUAAGGAGAUUUUUUUCAUUAUUUUUAUUUAUAAAUAUAGUUUUAUUGUGACAAGCUUGGAGUAUCCUUGUGUAUGUGUGUGAGUUUGUUACAUCUGUUCAAAUAAGGUUACACUAUUGACUUUGUGGGAUGGAAUCUAGAUGUUUCUGGGUUUCUCCACAUCUGCUUCCAUUGUUUGUUGGCUAAUACUGAUCUUCACCAACCUUUUUUUUUUAUAUAAUUUUAAGAUCUUAAAAGGGCAACCUCAAAGUAUUGAAAGGUAUGGGUUGUGCCAGUAUUGUUUUGGGAUGAAGUAGCCACUGCUACUUAUAUGCUAAUAUAUCCUGUAGGAUAACAGUAGGUUUUAUAUUAAGGUUAUAUAUAGAACAUAGUUUUGUUUUGCAAAUUCUCUGGAGUAUCAAUAGUGGACAAUUCAUUGCAUUAAAACGUUAAAGGUAAUCACCCAAGAAGCGGUGCCUGGAAGAACUGUAAUGGGAAUUUCACAUCAGGCAUGAGUUUUAAAUGUCAUAAAUGUAUACAAUUAAUCAAUUACAUAAUCGCAUAUAAUAAGGUAUAAUGUAAAGCAUAUUAACUAAUCAGCCAAUCGUGUAGCAGCAGUGCAAUGCAUAAAACCAUUCAGAUACGGGUCAGGAGCUUCAGUUUAUGUUCACAUCAACCAUCAGAAUGGGGGGAAAUGUGAUCUCAGUGAUUUCGACCAUGGCAUGAUUGUUGGUGCCAGAUGGGCUGGUUUGAGUAUUUCUGUAACUGCUGAUCAACUGGGAUUUUUACAUACAACAGUCUCUAGAAUUUACUCAAAAUGUUGCCAAAAACAUCCAGUGAGCAGCAGUUCUGCAGAUGGAAACACCUUGUUGAUGAGAGAGGUCAACAGAGAAUGUCCAGACUGGUUUGAGCUGACAGAAAGGCUAUGGUAACUCAGAUUGUACAGUUGUGGUGAGAAGAAUAUCCUCUCAGACUGCACAACGUGUCAAAUCUUGAGGCGGAUGGGCUACAACGGCAGAAGACCACGUUGGGUUCCAGUUCUGUCAGCCAAGAACAGAAAUCUGAGGCUACAGUGGGCACAGGCUCACUGGACAUUGGAUGACUGGAAAACAGCCUGGUCUGAUGAAUCAUGGUUUCUACUGAGGUACAAAGAUGGUAGGCCCACUGCAGCAUCUGCUUUCUGUUACAACAAUGAAGAGGGUGUUUUACAACCCUCACAGUGUGGGGUGUGUUAUCUCUGGAGAUGCGAACUCUGCCCCCCUAGUGAGUUGUGCCCUCUGAAUUCAGACACUUGGCACUCUGCCUUACAGGCCUAUGUUUAAAUUACUUGAAGAGACUUUCACGUUUUGUUCUUCAACAUAAAUUACAUAUACUUAUCCUUCAAAUGUACAUUUUGAAGCUACAGGUUUUUUUUUAAUGCAUUUUCCAGAUUGGCUUGCCUUCAGGUGAUGCUAAAACAGAAAGCCGAGCUUGUUAACACUAGUACUGCAAGGAAAGGGGUGGGAGUGUGUGCUUUACAAGGUAUGGUAGGGUGGGGGACUACAUUGAUUAUCAUGUAAAUUGAUUAUGUAAAGUGUAGAAGUCAUUUUAAUAGUGUGUGAUUUAAAUAUUUUAUUAAUGUAUACCUAAUAUUUACUUUUAAUAUUUGUAAUAUAAUUUUAUAUAUAAUUUUGCCAAAUUAGCUGCAAAUAUGACAUCUUAUGGAGCAUUUGCUUCUGUUUCACACAUGACAGAAAAAGACUUGGCAUAAGCUGGUCCUGAAUAAAUUAUUUAAUCAUUUACAAUAAUGACAAUUUUGCAUGUGCACAAUAUAGUUUUUUACUCUGUGCUUGUGCAUUGAGGGAUUUCAAUUGAAUCAAGUAGCGUGUUUUGAAUAUGUUCAUCAAAAUUAGUUCAGAUCCAUUUAAUGAUUCAGUGCCCAUUUCUAGUGAUGCCAAAAGGUGGUGACAAAUGAGUGUCUUGUGUGAAAUGAGUUAGUCACUGAAUCAACGAUCAAAGGAAAAUUGUAAUCCUUUAAAAUGUAAGUAUUAAAGCAUCCUGUGGAAUGCUUAUAAAUCUUCCUCUGUAUCACUUAUUCUAAUAAAU
Messenger RNA from Xyrauchen texanus (razorback sucker), 5594 nucleotides. Its product is annotated as segment polarity protein dishevelled homolog DVL-3-like. The record is from RefSeq and is a predicted model, not a curated record. The transcript is spliced from 15 exons. The coding region runs from base 649 to 2688 and encodes 679 amino acids. Gene Ontology annotation, molecular function: frizzled binding. Gene Ontology annotation, biological process: canonical Wnt signaling pathway; intracellular signal transduction. NCBI's taxonomy places the organism in Eukaryota, Metazoa, Chordata, Actinopteri, Cypriniformes, Catostomidae. Gene Ontology annotation, cellular component: cytosol.